GAAGACAGCAGCCAGCGCAGACAAUCCUGCGAUUCCAGUGUGGGAUAUUUGAUCCCCAUAUUUAAAAUCUAUGACUAUUGUUGUCUUAAGAACUGGGGAUAAUGGCCAAUAAGAAGAAAGUAAUAGUAACAGGCUUUGAGCCUUUUGGAGAGCAUGCAGUCAACUCCAGCUGGGUGGCAGUGCAGGAACUGGAGCGAUUAGGGCUGGGUGAGGCAGUGGACCUCUAUGUGUGUGAGGUGCCUGUUGAAUACCAGGCUGUUCAGAGCCUACUGCCAUCACUGUGGAGAGAGCACCAGCCACAGUUAGUCGUCCAUGUUGGUGUUUCUGGGUUAGCUACAACAGUCACUCUGGAGCAGUGUGGCCACAACAUGGGUUACAAACGCCUGGAUAACUGCAGCUUCUGCCCAGCCUCCCAGUGUUGCAUGGAGAACGGCCCGGAGUGCAUCAACUCAGUCCUGGACAUGGAUACAGUCUGCAAAAGGGUCAAUGACUCUGACAUCGGGGUGGCUGUGUCGAUAUCGAAAGAUGCUGGAAGGUAUCUGUGCGACUACACCUACUACACGUCUCUGUACCUGGGGCAGGGCCGCUCUGCCUUCAUUCAUGUGCCUCCGCUAGGAAAACCCUACCGCAGCCAGGACCUGGGUAGAGCCCUUCAGGCCGUCGUGCAGGAGAUGCUGAACCUGCUGGAGCUGGAUCGUACUGAGGAGGAGCACAGACAAAACGAGCACUGCGGUCACAAGCAUCAACACCAGCAUGACCACUAAUGACCUCACAACCUGAGAAGACUCAUAGAUCCAGCUGACCAUAACGGACCACUGGCUUGUAGUAAUGUUUUAAUCAAUCUUACUUCUGAAGCACAUUUUGAUUUAGUUGUCUGGCUUAGAAAAUUCACAAACUGUGACUUACAAUGCAGGUACAGUGAUGACUAAACGCCCUGACCAUUAGCAUGAAUUUGACAUUUGUUGUCAAUUUAGCAAUCAAAGAGUCUCAGAUGGGUGCUUUAAAAAAAAAAGUUGUAUCUUAAAACUGUUGCAUGUCUGUUCUGGGCACAACACCCUGACUACAGCAUCUGUUUACUGUAGUCUGUGUGUGGAAGUGUAGGUCUGAAUGCGUCUGUAAUGUGCAUGAGGCGUUAGCAUCAGCGAGUCUUUAUUAUAUCUGCCUCUGAUCUUCCAUAAGACUGUGAAAGUAGAUGUCAACUCAGCGACAUUUAUGGACAUUAAUGUGAAAAGAGGAUAUUUUUUUUUACCAAUUUAACAUAUAAUCAUCAGUAGUACUAACAAGGUAACAGUUGUAAGUGAAAUGUUGACACACUGUGUGAAUUUUUACAGUUACACUAACCUCUCACCAGUUUCCCAAAUCUUCUUGGUGUGAUUUUGUUAUUGUCUUGGAGAUCCUGUCAUUCCCUUUUAUUGUUUGCAUUUGCACCAGACGAAUGUGAUGACUUUGAAAUGAUGGAAAUCUGAAGAAAUUUAAAGAUUUGCGCUUACAAUUGUUUGUUUAUCUCAGGGAAUAUAUUGCACAUGCAAUCAUUACUUGCAAUUUGAUUAAUUUGAUGUGUCUGUCUAGUGUAUGUAGUGCAGCUUUGCCACACAAAGCCAGCUUAAAUUUGUGUGUAAUUAAAACACUUCACUUA
Messenger RNA from Seriola dumerili (greater amberjack), 1636 nucleotides. Its product is annotated as pyroglutamyl-peptidase 1-like. Gene Ontology annotation, molecular function: pyroglutamyl-peptidase activity. Lineage: Eukaryota; Metazoa; Chordata; Actinopteri; Carangiformes; Carangidae. Gene Ontology annotation, cellular component: cytosol. Bases 102 to 764 code for a protein of 220 amino acids. Gene Ontology annotation, biological process: proteolysis. The record is from RefSeq and is a predicted model, not a curated record. The transcript has 5 exons.